Messenger RNA from Mandrillus leucophaeus (drill), 2647 nucleotides. Its product is annotated as chromosome unknown open reading frame, human C9orf152. The coding region runs from base 593 to 1312 and encodes 239 amino acids. The transcript has 2 exons. Lineage: Eukaryota; Metazoa; Chordata; Mammalia; Primates; Cercopithecidae. The record is from RefSeq and is a predicted model, not a curated record.
GCUUAGCAUUCCCCAGGCCCAGUCCCAGCUCUGUCAAGAAAUGGGAGACUUCACCGUAUCACUGGGAAUUGGAUUCUAAACUUUAGGAUCAAGCAAUGAAAGGACCUGGAGUAAGAUACCUUCUUGACCUCCCUGAAGGGCUCUGAGCAGCUGAGCUUGCCUUUCUCUUUUCUCCCCCAGUCCUCCCCUUACUUCUCAGUCUCCUACUCCCCAUCGCUCCUUUCCCUGCCUCCUCCUGCCUGUCUCCUUCUUCCUCCCUUUCUUCUCUCACCCCAUUAAUCCCCCCUUGUCACUAUCACCUCCUCCCUCCAGUCUUUCCCCCUUCGCUGCCCCUUCUUUCCUCCGACCUUUCCUUCUCUUACUGCCCCUGUCUCCCACCUUUCUCCUCCGACCCAUAUCUCCCUCUCCCUACCUCCUCCUCUUGUUCAUCUUUCUCCUUCCCCCUUAUUUUUCUAUCUCCUUCCUCAGUCCCACUCCCCUUUCCACCCUCCUUUUGCCCGUCACUUCUCCUUCUCCCUCAUUGCCCCCUCCCUCUCUCCUCCUCCCCGGGUCCUGCCCCACUCAGCUCUGUUUGCUUUUCUCCCGGAUCCGGAUGGAGGGGUUGCCCUGCCCAUGCCCAGCCCUGCCCCACUUCUGGCAGCUUGGAUCUCGCUCCAUGGCUGAGGGCUCCAGGACUCAGGCCCCUGGGAAAGGGCCCCCACUCAGCAUCCACUUCCUGCGAGCCCAGUAUGAAGGCUUGAAGAGGCAGCAGAGGACCCAGGCCCACCUCCUGGUGCUUCCGAAAGGAGGAAACGCGCCUGCUCCUGCGGAAUCGAUAGUCAAUGCUGUUUGGAUUAACAAGGAGAGAAGGAGCUCACUGUCCCUGGAAGAGGCAGAUUCCAAGGUAGACGGGAGGCUGGAGGAGGCUGCCCAGGGCUGUCUUCAGGCCCCCGAGUCUCCGUGGCACACGCACCUGGAGAUGCAUCAUUUGGUUCAAACCUUCCCCCAGGACACCAGUCAUCAAGUACAUCACAGGGGCAAGCUUGUGGGAUCUGACCAAAGGCUCCCUCCUGAAGGAGACACACACUUGUCUGAAGCCAAUCAGAUGAUUCAGCAAGCAACCGGAAUCCCAGAGGCUGCCCAGCUUCCAUGCCAGGUGGGCAAUACCCAAACAAAGGCAGUGGAAUCUGGCUUAAAAUUCAGCACUCAAUGUCCUCUUUCCAUAAAGAACCCACACAGGUCUGGCAAACCAGCUUACUAUCCAUUUCCCCGGAGGAAAUCUCCCAGGAUCUCCCAAGCUGCCCGGAACCUGGGCUUAUAUGGCUCACCCUGAAGCUUUCUAUUCUGCCAGAUGUCUUGACCUUGAGGCCACCUAUGGCCUCAUGGAAGAACCAAUGAGGCAGAGCCACAACUAGGUCUCUAGCUAUGAGCAAGAACUGUACUAACCCAAUUAUAGGAAUUGUGGGAGAUGAACUUCACAGUGGUAACAUGGGUUUACCCUUCAAUAAGAAACUUCCCAGGCCAAAUGGCCCACAGUUUAGGAUGAAGAGGACUGGUCAGUGCAGCCCCAUUCUGACAUUGAUAUGAGGUCCUGGCUAUCCAUUCCUUGGGGAAGACCAGUAAGACAUCUGCUCCAUCCCUGGAACUGGAGAAUUUUGAAACAUAAACCAGGGACUCUAGCCAAUAGAAUGCCUUAGCAAUGCCCAGGGGUCAAUGGGCAUGGGCAUUCUUGUUUUCAAUGUCUUCUGAUGAUUUCUCACAUAUUCUGGAGAAGACCAGCUCUGAGAAUUCAGACGCUUCUUCUGGUGGCUGUGUCUGGGGGGCCAUCUCACUUAGAAGUCACAACACUCAUUGGCAGUGAUCACAUCAUUUCAAUUUGGGCUUCCCAAAGUAUGGUUACCCUGUAUGAAGGUGAGAUCAAUGCUACCUACCAUUUUGUGUCUUUAAGGAGUCUUUAGAAAGGGCUGAUCAUCUGCCACUGCUCACUGAGACAUGUACAUUCCAACAUCAUCACAGAUUUAUCUCCUUCCUUCCUUCUCUCCCUCCCUCCUUCUGUCUCUCCCUCCGUUCCUUCCUUCCUUCUUUCCUUCCUCUCUUCCUUCCUGUCUAUUUCUCUCUCUCUCUCUGCAAGUUAAUUUCUUAUUAAAAACUGCCACUCAUUGAAGAUAUAUAAUGAUGGGAUCCUGAACAAAAAGAGGCAAAGAAAUUCUCCUGCUUGAAAAAUAUGCAUUUCCUAGAGACUGCCUCCUGUUUAGUCCAACUUGGAUCACUCAGAUCCUUCCUGGGAUCAAACACAUAUUUUUAAACGUAAGACAAAGCAACCAGGUGUUACUUGGGUGAUAGGAAAAAAAGCUUGUCCUUCCUGAUUAAUGUUUAGCUUUAGUAAUGCUAUUUAAACACACCUAAGGUGCCUUUCCCUCAUCUCAGGUGCUUUCUCUGUAAAGUUUCACCCCCACCUUUCUUUUCUCCCCAUGGCCAUCCAGUCUUGCCCAUCUACAACCAGAGUUGUUAACUAGCAGUGUCAUUACCUGUCAAAAACAUGUAGGUGCCUCCUUGAACCACCCAGAAAUCCACUCCAAUUUGGGGAUUGUCAUUCCUUUUGUGAAUAAUUAAUACAAUUCAGUUGUUUUUAAAAUAUUCUAAUAAAAAAGGACAUUUUCUCAAAAAA